This is a messenger RNA of Racocetra persica, 177 nucleotides long. Lineage: Eukaryota; Fungi; Glomeromycota; Glomeromycetes; Diversisporales; Gigasporaceae. The record is from the annotation of a GenBank genome assembly.
UUACUGCCCGCCAAGGUCCGAACGAUUCUGAUGAAACUUAUGAUUUUGAAUGGUCAACUGCUCACGAUGGCUUUAAAGGCACUUUACAAGAUCCAAAAAAGCGCGGGCCAUUCACUAAUGAUAAGGAUUACUGCUGGCUAUUUGAUGGUACCAUUGCAGAGUGGAGCAUAUGGGAUU